Messenger RNA from Aricia agestis (brown argus), 1889 nucleotides. It is a transcript of the gene Slu7, whose product is annotated as pre-mRNA-splicing factor Slu7. NCBI's taxonomy places the organism in Eukaryota, Metazoa, Arthropoda, Insecta, Lepidoptera, Lycaenidae. The coding region runs from base 114 to 1850 and encodes 578 amino acids. The record is from RefSeq and is a predicted model, not a curated record. Gene Ontology annotation, molecular function: pre-mRNA 3'-splice site binding. The transcript has 12 exons. Gene Ontology annotation, biological process: mRNA splicing, via spliceosome. Gene Ontology annotation, cellular component: spliceosomal complex.
GCUUCGCAUUUCGCAUUUUACACGAUUUUGUAUUGCUUUAAUAAUUUAGUGGCUUUAUUUGACUGAUAUUGACUUUAAUUAUCGAAUUGAAACUUUGAAUCACAUAAACCAUAAUGACUUCCACUGCGCGUGCCGCAGUUUCUCAAAUAUUGCGAAAUAAAGAUGACACUGGUGACGACGAAGAUGAACCUAAAAAGAAGUCUAGAGAAGAUUGGAGGAAAGCUAAAGAGCUAGAAGAAGCUAGAAAGGCCGGUACGGCACCUGCUGCCGUUGACGAAACAGGCAAGGACAUCAAUCCUCACAUUCCUCAGUACAUUUCCUCUGCACCUUGGUACUAUGGUACUGCUGGGCCAACUCUCAAACAUCAGCGGCCACAGGCCGAUAGAGAGGGGGAGUUCACAAGGCUUGACACAUAUUACCACAAAGGAGUUGAUGUGACCAAAGUAGCAACAAAAUACAGAAAGGGUGCAUGUGAGAACUGUGGAGCUAUGACACAUAAGAAGAAAGAUUGCUUGGACAGGCCUAGAAAGAUUGGUGCAAAAUUCACAAAUGCAGGCAUUGCUCCAGACGAGUUUAACCAACCCAACCUCAACCUCAGUUAUGACGGAAAACGGGACAGGUGGAACGGCUAUGACCCGUCACAGCAUAAGGCAAUCAUUGAAGAGUAUCAGAAGGUUGAAGAUGCUAAAAGGGAGUUGAGAGCACAGAAAUUGGAACAAGAUCCGACAGCCACGGAAGAAGAUGAGGAUUUGGAGGGUGAAGACGAAGACAAAUAUGUGGAUGAAGUUGACAUGCCGGGAACUAAGGUGGACUCCAAGCAACGUAUCACUGUCCGAAAUCUUCGUAUUCGCGAGGACACGGCCAAAUAUCUACGGAAUUUGGACCCCAACUCCGCAUACUACGAUCCUAAGACUCGCGCCAUGCGAGACAACCCCAAUCCGGAGGCAGCUGAGUCAGAAUACGCCGGUGAGAACUUUGUCCGUUUAACCGGAGACACUCGGGCGCACGCCGCAGCCCAGAUGUUCGCGUGGGAGGCGCAGGCGCGAGGCCUGGACGUCCACCUGCUCGCUGAACCCACAAAGCUGCAACUGCUGCAGAGGGAAUACUCCGCUAAGAAAGAUCAUUUUAAGAGCGAGGUGAAACAAGCGGUGCUAGACAAGUACGGGGGUGAGGAACAUCUCAAGGCGCCGCCACGGGAACUGCUGCUGGCUCAGAGCGAGGUGUUCAUGACUUACAAUAGAGACGGCACGCUUAAAAACCCCGCUGAGAAGCAGUUGGCCAAGAGUAAAUACGAGGAAGAUGUGCUGAUCAACAACCACAAGACAGUGUGGGGCUCGUAUUGGAGGGACGGACAGUGGGGUUACAAGUGCUGUCACUCCUUUAUUAAGAUGUCAUACUGUGUUGGUGAGGCGGGCAAAUCCACAAUUACAGAGGUACCGGAGACAAGCACAACACACACUGAAAAGAGAGUAGAAGCUGUGGAUGACAAAGGAAAGUCGGAAAAAUCAGAUAAGUCUUCGUCGUCCGAGGACUCUAGCAGUAGCUCAUCAGAUUCCGAGACUGACACGAGAAUCAAGACAGAGAAAACCAGCAAGAAGAAGAACAAGAAAAAGUCUAAAAAGAAGAAGAAGAAGGCGCUGAAAAAAGAAAAGAAAAUAGAAGAUAAGCUAAAAAAGGCUCUAGAAAUGGAGGACAAAAGUCAAAAGCGAGCGGACUACUUGCUGUCGGUUGAUGAACGAAAACGGCCAUACAACAGCAUGACGCAAGUAAAGGAGCCUACCACAGAGGAAAUGGAAGCUUACAUGAUGAAGAGGAAGAGAGAGGAAGACCCUAUGAGUCAGUUCAUGUAGUGUAAAUAAAAUCAUUAAGGAUUCAAAAAGUUGUUUCAA